GACGUGAGGUGAGGUGACGUGAGGUGAGGUGCAGCGGCUCUGCCACACAUCCGGGUGUCGCUCCUGUUCAGAGCGCAAACUCGCUCCAGGCUGCGGCGAGCUGCUGCUGCCGCUGCGUUUCCGCGACGCUGACUGAGAGCAGGGAGAGAGAGAUUCAGCUGGAUUAUCAGACCGAUAUGUGCGAGGAGAAACAUUGAAUUCAGUGACGUGAUUGCAAAACCUUUGUACAAUGUGCGUUGCUGUGAAUUAACUUCGGCAUGGACGACAUGGAGGACGGCUUAGUAAUAACAACAACACUGCCUGACAUGCGAGACGCAGCUAUGGCCAAACUAUAGGAGAGUGGCCGCAUCUCCCUUCUGAUUAUUCCGCGCUUUUUCCGUUCAUGCGUUCGUGUCAAAUCUGCGUUUCUUUCCCGGAGGAAGCAUGAAGAAGUUUAAUAUCAGAAAGGUGUUAGACGGCUUGACUGCGGUUUCUUCCUCUUCCUCUUCCUCCUCAUCCGCAUCGGCUCAGCCGGGGAACAGGGAGAACGACAUCAUCCAGGAGUCUCUGCAGUCCGAGCAUUUUCAGCUCUGCAAGACAGUACGACAUGGCUUUCCUUAUCAACCUUCAGCCAUGGCUUUUGACCCUGUGCAAAAAAUACUGGCAAUUGGGACACAGACUGGCGCAUUAAGACUCUUUGGCCGUGCUGGUGUAGAGUGUUACUGCCAGCAUGAGAGUGGCUCGGCUGUCAUCCAGCUGCAGUUUCUCAUCAAUGAGGGGGCGCUGGUGAGUGGUUUGGCUGAUGACAGCGUGCAUUUAUGGAAUCUGAGGCAAAAAAUUCCAGCUAUUCUUCACUCACUUAAAUUCACCAGGGAGAGGAUCACAUAUUGCCAUCUCCCCUUCCAGAGUAAAUGGCUUUACAUCGGAACAGAACGCGGGAACAUUCAUAUUGUCAAUGUGGAGUCCUUUACUCUCUCAGGCUAUGUCAUCAUGUGGAACAAAGCCAUUGAACUAUCUUCAAAAACCCACCCUGGUCCUGUGGUACACAUCAGUGAUAAUCCUAUGGAUGAGGGAAAGCUUUUGAUUGGUUUUGAAUGUGGUAGUGUUGUGUUGUGGGACUUGAAAUCCAAGAAAGCUGACUACCGCUACAGCUAUGAUGAGGCAAUCCACUCAGUGGCCUGGCACCAUGAAGGGAAACAGUUUGUGUGCAGUCAUUCAGAUGGCACACUUACCACAUGGAAUAUACGCUCUCCUGCCAAGCCAGCACAGAUUAUUACACCACAUGGCAAGCAGCCGAAGGAUGGAAAAAAGCCUGAGCCAUGCAAACCCAUACUGAAAGUAGAAUACAAAACAACCAGAGCUUUGGGGGAUCCUUUUAUGAUACUGUCUGGCGGUCUUUCAUAUGAUACAGUGGGACGCAGGGCCUGCCUGACUGUAAUGCAUGGAAAAAGCACUGCUGUACUUGAGAUGGACUAUCCCAUUGUGGAUUUCCUAACUCUGUGUGAAACUCCCUAUCCGAACGAUUAUCAAGAGCCUUAUGCUGUGGUGGCCCUGCUGGAGAAGGAUUUAGUAGUUAUUGACCUCGCCCAAACCGGGUACCCUAUCUUUGAAAACCCAUAUCCUCUGGCCAUUCAUGAGUCCCCAGUGACCUGCUGUGAAUACUUUGCAGACUGUCCAGAUGACCUCAUCCCUGCACUUUACUCUGUUGGUUCCAGGCAAAAGAGGCAGGGCUACAGUAAAAAGGAAUGGCCCAUCAGUGGUGGUAAUUGGGGCCAGGGCACACAAAGCUAUCCAGAGAUCAUUAUCACAGGACAUGCUGAUGGAUCAGUCAAAUUUUGGGAUGCUUCUGCAUUAAUGCUGCAGGUGCUGUACAAGCUAAAAACAGCCAAGGUGUUUGAAAAAGCCCGUAACAAGGAAGAGAAGCCAAGCACGGACAUCGUGGAUGAAGACCCUUUUGCCAUCCAGAGUCUGUGCUGGUGCCCGGAGAGCCGCAUGCUGUGUGUGGCUGGGGUCUCUGCUCACGUCAUUGUUUACCGGUUUAGCAAACAGGAAAUCACCACAGAGGAAGUUCAGCUGUUGGAGGUGCGGAUGCAGUCUGAGCUGAAUGACGUAGACUCUCCAGAUGGUGGAGGAGACCACGCAUCAGCUGUAUCUACACCAGGAGCUUCAUCCAGCCCUCAGUCCAGUGUACCACAAACACACCUAUCCACCAGCAGCAACAACUCUGCCGACGGGCUCCGUGACAACGUGCCCUGCCUCAAGGUAAGAAGCACUCCGCUCAAGCAGUCUCCAGGGUACCAGGUGGAACUGGUCAUUCAGCUGGUGUGGGUCAGUGGGGAGCCACCACAGCAGAUCACCAGCCUGGCUGUCAACUCUGCCUACGGCCUUGUGGGUUUCGGUAAUGGUAACGGCCUGGUGGUGGUGGAUUAUCUUCAGAAAACCCUGCUGCUCAAUGUGAGCACUGCAGAACUGUAUGGCUCCUCCGAUCCCCACCAGAGACAGCCGCGCUCACCCCGCAAAGCCAGACAGCCCUCAGGAGGUCUCUGUGAUGGCCACGAUAGUUCUGCUUCCUUAGAAGACCGGUGCAAAUCUCCUACGUCAGGCUGCGUAAGCUCUGACUCCCCCUGCCAUUCUGAUGAUGACAACAAACCAAAUUUCUUUGAAAGGGUGAAGUCGAAAAGCAGACAGUUAUCAAAGAGUGUUGCCAAUGACUUUGCUAAGAUCUCAUGGAAAUUUAGCUUGGCUGGUGAUCAGAAACAAGAUGGGACUAUACAGCGGCACUGCUCUCUCCCUAAUAAGAAAAGUGUGUAUAAUGAGAAGGAGGAAGUGUUCAGAAGAAGAGCAACAUCUAUUCACAGGACUCACUCUGUGCCUGAUUCCAAUGCCAAGGACAACUCCUUUAGCCGCUCACGCAGCUCCAGCGUGACCAGUAUUGACAAAGAGUCACGCGAGGUCAUCUCUUCUUUGCAUUUUUGCGACUCCCUGUUCAGGAAGAGUGAUGUGGCGGCGUCCCCCAGCCUUUGGGUGGGCACCUCAGUGGGCACUAUGCUGGGUAUCUCCUUUAAUGUUCCCUCCACCCCUGAGCAGAGGCUGCAACAGUCAGUAGGCGUUUCCUUCUGUGGCUCAGUAAUCCGGUUGAAAGGAGGCAUUUUGCACAUGGCAUUGAUGGACUCAAGUGGCUCUCUACAGCCUCCUGCCUCUGAGUGCUGGUAUGACCUCAACGCCCCUGAGGAGGAGAGGGAAAAGACACGGCGGCGCCGGCCUGCCUCACCCCCUUCUUCUCAGGAGAACCAAGACACCCACUACGCUGUGGUCUGUUCUGAGAAACAGGCCAAAGUGGUGGCCCUGCCCUCACAGAACUGCAUCUUUGAACACAACAUCACCGAGACCUCGUACGUGCUGAGGGCUGACGUUGUGGUCAUGUCAGCUGGAAUCUGCAUCCCCUGCUUCUGUGCCAACGGGCAUAUUAUGGCUCUAAGUUUGCCCAGUCUGCGGCCACUGCUAGACGUCAACUAUCUGCCUCUGACGGACAUGCGGAUAGCCCGAACCUUCUGCUUCUCCAACCUGGGCCAGGCUUUGUACCUCACUUCACCUACAGAGAUCCAGAGAAUCACCUACAGUCAGGAGACCUGCGAUAACUUACAGGAAAUGCUGGGAGAACUGUUCACUCCAGUAGAGACACCAGAGGCUCCUAACAAAGGCUUCUUUAAAGGUCUUUUUGGAGGUGGGGCCCAGUCCCUGGAUCGAGAGGAUCUCUUUGGAGAAUUGUCAGCGGGGAAGGCCUCACGCAGCCUCGCUCAGCACAUUCCCGGGCCUGGUGGCAUGGAGGGUAUGAAGGGGGCAGCGUCAGGAGUGGUGGGUGAGCUGGCACGUGCCCGAAUAGCUCUAGAUGAGAGAGGACAGAAGCUUGGUGAACUGGAGGAGAGGACAGCAGCCAUGAUGGCCAGCGCAGACUCAUUUUCUAAGCAUGCACAUGAUGUGAUGUUAAAAUACAAGGAUAAGAAGUGGUAUCAGCUCUGAUGGCCACGCAGAAAGUCAGAGGGUCCUUUGUUUCAAGGCUUCAAGGCUCUGUCCCACUCUGUCUCUUUCUCUUCUUCCUCUUCCUUUCUCUCUCUCAAAAAAAGAGUUCAAUACCACAGUAUUUCCACAAUCAUUUCACACAGGUUGAGCUGAGGAGCUGAACAGAGAGUGAGAAUGGAAGAAGCAGAGAAGAGAAAAGAAAUGGCAGCAAAAACCUUCCAUUUCACAAGAUAGAAAUGUGAGGUUGAGCACUCUUUCCUGUCACAAAGAGGAUCCUUUCUGUUUCAGGAUAGAGGACUCAACAUGUAACUUUCUCUCAUCCUCAUCUCCAAUGUCUGUGCUGUCAUUUUUGUCACUGCCAUUCUAAUCAUAAAAAAAAAAAAAUAUUUCUAUAAAUAUAUGGGGCGAGAGUAGUUGAACCCUGAGCACAGUAACAGUUAUGCCCAUAGCAUUGCCUGGUGUAAUGCCUUCUGAUUACAUGGAUCUAAAUAAUAAAUAGCAUGUCUAGUGACUUAGAAACCUAGCAUUUUACUACUUUUAUUUUAUUUUAUUUUAUUUUUACAUGGACCCGAAGGCAAGACGUUUGAUGAAGCGACAUUAAUUCCAUCUCUAAAGGGCUGGUAAUGUGCUGUAACAACCAUAUAGCAUGUGAUCAUUUCUGCCAGAUCACGGACUGACCAGUGCAAAGUAGAGUCAUGUCAGUCUUUCGUUUCAGUCCUUUUUCAUAAGGACAUUUCGGUUUACACAGAUCAGAUCAGAUGUUGUGGAUUAGACUCACGACAUGUGCAUCCAAACAAAUAUUAGGGUAAAUGAACUGAGCAUGAUCUACUCAUCUGCUGAAUAUAUGUAAUUUAUAAGCAGUUGCAUAUCAUACACUGGAGAACUAUAUCCUGGAGCAUGUGUACUAUUUUUGUCCCUGUGGCGAAACUUGACUAAGACUUGACAAAAGUGUGAGGCAUGUGCCUUGUGGUGAGCGAUGUAGAAGAUUUCCUCACUAACUGGUGGAAACUCAAGUAUGUUUUGUGGAUACUUUGUGGAGUUUUAAUCCUCCUACCAUUUUUCUCCUCCAUAAUGCUUCAGCUUCUCUGCCGGUCAAACCCUAAGGAGACCCCUUAGAUCAGCUCUGGAGUGAAACUGCUAUACAGGCCUGGUUCCAUUCAGCAGUCCUCAGGUGGAGGAAAGAUAUAUUUCUCUUCUAUACAUCUUCAUCCUACCACCCCUCGAGAGUAACUUGAUAAAUGCAUGAGUUUCAUUCAGCUGAGAGAACCGACUACAACAUUCUUUGCGUUUGCUGCAGAUGAAGUGACCGAACGCCACUAAUCAACUCCAUGCUGUUGGUCAGCAUUUCCCCAAUCUUGUACCUGAGAGGGAGUUCUCUUUUGCCUUUGCUUAUCAUGCAAAUAUGCUAACCUCAACCUAUGUGUAUAUCUGAGUCUUUGUGACCAUACAUAUAUGCAGAAAUAUAUGUGUGCUCGCAUAUGGUUAUAGAAUUGCCAUAGCACCUGAUUAUUUUCGAUUCUAAGUUGAGACUUUUUUUAAUGUAUGUCAUCUUUUUUUUUUUUUUUUAAUCUUUAUUUUGGUUUGUGAGGUGCAAGAAAUUGCUGCUACUUGUUUAUUUAGGAGCAUUUUUUGUUCUCUAUUUACCAAUGAAGGAUGAUGCUUUUCUGUUCUUUUUCAAAAUUGCUGCCAAAUGUUGUAAAUAGUUGGACAUUUGAAGACAAAUUUGAGAGUGCUAGCACAAAACGACUUGAGAUGGCUGCCAUGUAUUUGUCUGACACCGGAGUUGUUUAGCUAGCUAUGACCUAAUUGUUCAAACUUAGAGGGUCUGACCUGCCGUCAUGCUUGUUAUAGAGAAUCUGAGAAUGGUGUCAUGACCUCCCUAGAAAUACAGUAAGCCACUCCUUUGCUUGCCAUGACAUAUGUGUAAAUACCUACCAAAACGGAGAAUUUUCAGCGUCUAGCGAACUGAAAACGAAUUACGCUACUGUGCUUCAUAAUCUUUUUUUUUUUUUUUUGUAUAAGCAGUUGUGUGGUUUUGCACUAUAUGUUUUGUAUUAUAAUGACAUGAAAGUCAUUUUAUUGAUAUUUUUGUAGUUUGUAUCGUAACUAUUUUUUUGGCAUUCGUUUCUUUUAGAAGGACCAAAACACGAGUAAGCAAGAUGCUGAGAUGUGUUAAUGGCAAGCUACAAGGAGUGUCUUUUACUCUCAGAUCUGUCUUCAUUGUCAGUUUAAUGAUAUAAUAUAUUUAUAUAUUUGGAAAAUAUAUAUAUACUUUUCAUUUCAAAUAUUUACAAAUAAAUACUUUUAGUAUAUUAUUUAAAGAGAAUGGUGCAUUUUAAGAUAAUUGGUUGUAUAUAUUCUCCCUGAACAUCGAAAAAUUGAAUAUAAACACUUUCGAAGGUGAGCCAACUGCUCGAUGAUCUGUAGAUGGAGGAGCUGCUUCAGCCUCGAUGCUCCGCGUGUCUGAGAGAAUGGACCAUUUCUGUAUACUGUGUGUCCUACAAGUUUUUUUGCACAAAAAAAGGCAGCAUGAUACUUAGUGUUUACAAAUUUGAAAUAUUCAUAAUGUAUACCCUUUAGAGAAGAUGUCUAAUUUCUGAAUCAUGUUAGACAAAAACAGAUCUCAUGUAUUUUUUGUUUCUCAGUCAGGCAUGGAGGAACAUAUUUAACGUGUGUUGUUACAUUUUAAAUUGUUCAGCGUGAGCAUACUCAGCCAAUACAGUACUCCCUAAAGCCCAUGCUCUUCUGUUUUCUGGGGAGAGGGUCUGUUUUCUUAAUUGCCAUGUUUGAAAGUUUCUGUGGGGUGCAGUUUUCCUCAUUAUAGCCAAGUUAUUGUACAGUUUUAUUAAGCAGAAUUUCACAUGGAUGUUUGUCUUAAUAUGCUGCCACCUACAGUCUAGGAAAUAUGUUGAUUAUACAUAACUGUGGAUUGGAAAAUAAAUGUAAAUCAAAG
This is a messenger RNA of Clarias gariepinus (North African catfish), 6952 nucleotides long. RefSeq names its product syntaxin binding protein 5b (tomosyn) (gene stxbp5b). The coding region runs from base 424 to 3999 and encodes 1191 amino acids. Gene Ontology annotation, molecular function: myosin II binding; syntaxin binding; GTPase activator activity. NCBI's taxonomy places the organism in Eukaryota, Metazoa, Chordata, Actinopteri, Siluriformes, Clariidae. Gene Ontology annotation, cellular component: SNARE complex; cytoplasm; plasma membrane. Gene Ontology annotation, biological process: regulation of protein secretion; regulation of exocytosis. The transcript is spliced from 29 exons. The record is from RefSeq and is a predicted model, not a curated record.